CUAAGAAUGCUGAGAGUUUCAACAAUUUGGCCCAAGUACUCGUUAAUGAAAAGAACCAUUCCAGUGGCCAAAAACGCAAAAUCCUCAUUAUCCCUUGUUCAAACUUUGAAUAAUUCACUAUUUUGGCUAAGAAAAAUGAGCCAUGAGGCAGAGCCAAAGACACUAAAUAUGCCAGGCCAACAUGAAAAACUUCCAUCUGAUUUUCCUACUACCACAACGCCACCAAAUAUCACCACGCCUACCGACGCGCCGCCGGCGGUGGAGGAUUCACCUUUUGUACCUGAUUUUGAUGCUAUUCCACCCAUAAGACAAGGUGAAGACCCUCCAACGCCGUCGCCGUCGCCAACUGCACCACGAAUUGACAGUCCAGAAUUUUCUGAACCGCCGAACACUUCGCCGCCUAGCCAUGAAGCACCACGGCCACCGACAUCACCGCCUGGACAGCCGGAAGCGUUUCCACCACACGCUCCGGAUGUCAGACCUCCGAAACCUCCCGAACCUGGAGAGCAAAUUAGGAGGGUGUUUGGCUAAGCCUAUAAGCUAGUCAAACUGGUUUAUAAACACUUUUUUGUUUAUCUACGCGUUUGUUAAAAUUAAAAGUGCUUAUAUGUCAAAAUAAGUCAAAAGUCAUAAGUUGGUCUCAUAAGCACUUUAGGUUU
Molecule: messenger RNA, 659 nt
Organism: Nicotiana tabacum (common tobacco)
Lineage: Eukaryota; Viridiplantae; Streptophyta; Magnoliopsida; Solanales; Solanaceae
Source: RefSeq, a predicted model, not a curated record